Lodderomyces parapsilosis is the source of this 345-nucleotide messenger RNA. RefSeq lists its product as uncharacterized. Lineage: Eukaryota; Fungi; Ascomycota; Pichiomycetes; Serinales; Debaryomycetaceae. Bases 1 to 345 code for a protein of 114 amino acids. The record is from RefSeq and is a predicted model, not a curated record. The transcript has a single exon.
AUGACUAACCAACCACACAAGCUUUUCUACAAAGGAACUGAUAACGACUUUGUCAUUUUUGUCGAUGAUCCUUCAUUAUAUGAAAAAUACAAAAAAGGUGACACCACAAUUCCUCUUAUUGACAUUGUCUCCGUAUUCAAGGUGUUUAUCAAUAGACAAGGUGGUGUCGAUGGUAUAUUAGAUGAAGCCUCGAAACAAGAUUUGACAAACAAUUUCAAGACAAGUAAUGCCGAUGAAGUUAUCAAGAUUAUCUUGGAAAAGGGAAGCGAUAAACAUAAUGCUGAUGUUGACAAUGGAAUUGCUUCACAUAACGAUAGUAUUGGUGCUGGUAAUACUGGUAAUUAG